This is a messenger RNA of Ceratina calcarata, 694 nucleotides long. RefSeq names its product anaphase-promoting complex subunit 15. The transcript has 3 exons. Gene Ontology annotation, cellular component: anaphase-promoting complex. Lineage: Eukaryota; Metazoa; Arthropoda; Insecta; Hymenoptera; Apidae. The record is from RefSeq and is a predicted model, not a curated record. The coding region runs from base 187 to 594 and encodes 135 amino acids. Gene Ontology annotation, biological process: regulation of mitotic cell cycle spindle assembly checkpoint.
UAGUACUCUGUUUGUCGUGUGACGGAAAACCUUGUUCCUUAAAACGUUAAACGCCAUUUAAACUUCAAACGAUAAGCGCUAAGAUAUGAACAUUACAUCUGCGCGUGCGUGAAUGAUUUGUGUAUUCUGAACAAUUUGACAAGAGGAUACUUUCGUUGAAUAGUGAGAGUAAUUUUACGUUUUAAAAUGUCAAUUCUACCACUGUGGCCGAACUUGCAGCCCAGGGCAACGGAUCCUCUAUGGUUCAAUGCCGACAGACCUUGCGACGACGAGAGCGAGGUAGCUGCACUCGAAACGGAACAUCAAGCAUGGAGGGAACACGUUCGAGCACAAGGUUAUGAUCAUAUACCAAUCGGGAAAACAGUCACUGACUUCAGAGGAUCCGAAGAAGAAGAAGAGGAAGAGGAGGAAGAAGAAGGCGAAGGAGAAGAAGAAGAGGAAUCAGAUACCCACGAAGAUGAAGAAGAAGAAUUAGAUGAAAUUGAUAUGGAAGUGAGUUACGCACAUCAACAACAAACAUCCAGUCCAACAGACACAGUGACGGACCCUGUGUCGAUUAGAAUGGUCAGCAAUCAUACUGGUCGUUAUACUUAAUUAAAGUAUUCUGUGGUUAAUUCUUAAGAAAUGAUAGUGAGAUAUACGUAUUAAAAGAAAUUAAGGAUAAGGCAGAAUAAAGAAUCGUACCAUUCUUUCA